Messenger RNA from Perca flavescens (yellow perch), 1873 nucleotides. It is a transcript of the gene rmdn1, whose product is annotated as regulator of microtubule dynamics 1. The transcript is spliced from 10 exons. Gene Ontology annotation, molecular function: microtubule binding. Bases 386 to 1300 code for a protein of 304 amino acids. Lineage: Eukaryota; Metazoa; Chordata; Actinopteri; Perciformes; Percidae. The record is from RefSeq and is a predicted model, not a curated record. Gene Ontology annotation, cellular component: cytoplasm; mitochondrion; spindle microtubule.
AUUUACGGGUUGCAUGCUGCAUGUAAAGCUAAAACCGCCGUAUUGUCUGGUUAACACAUACUGUCUAUGGGUUAACAGGGAUACAUAAAGCUAAUUAAUUCAUCACAUACAGAAACAGUAGUGAACUUGGAUGUAUUAAGAGAACGGUGGGAACGUGAAAUGUUGCACGCUGCGGUUGUGCUAAACCGUGUGAAAAACAUAGGUGAAAAAUAUAGAGGCGAGAGUUCCUCCCUUUCCGGUGGACCUCGGACGCAUCCUACUGGAUAUUACUUCGAAACGUUUUCUGUUUGUCAUCUUGAAUGUUUCCUGUUUGUAUUUGCGGACCAGCCUCUUUUUCGAUGUCGUCUAAAGUUCCCGAUCAUUGUGCGUUUGGGCUUUGACACAAAUGGCUGGAAUAAUUCUCAGGAGAUGUGUGAGCAGGACUUUACUGUCAGCAUCUGGUGCAAAAGGCAUGAGAAUAAGAGGGACAAGCCGGUACCACUGGACAACUUUAAGAAGGACUGUCACUACUGGAGGAGCUGCAUUCCUCCUCGGGUUCCCCACACUAUCCUGUCUGGGUUAUGAAGCUUAUCACAAAGUGCAGAGUUCGGCUGUGGUCCACGCUUUAGAAAAAGAGGAGGUUUUGGAGCAGGCUGACUACCUGUACAGCUGUGCAGAGACAGAGAAGCUUUACCAGCUGCUGCUGCAGUACAAGGACAGUGAUGAUGCAGAGUUCCUGUGGAGGCUGGCCCGGGCGUCUCGUGACCUGUCCGAAAUGCCCAACAUGGAGGACGGACGGAAAAAGCAGCUGGUAUUCGAGGGCUUUGAAUACGCAAAGAAGGCCCUGGAGAAGGAUGAGAAGUGUUUCGCAGCACACAAAUGGUACGCAGUAUGUCUCAGUGAUGUCGGGGAAUACGAGGGGGUCAAGGUGAAAAUAGGAAAUUCGUACAUCAUCAGGGAACAUUUAGAGAAAGCCAUCGAGCUCAAUCCCAAAGACGCCACUUCGUUACAUAUUUUGGGUUACUGGUGCUUUGCCUUUGCUGAGCUGCCUUGGUAUCAACGCAAGGUUGCGGCUGUCAUUUUUUCAUCACCACCUACAUCCACAUAUGAGGAGGCUUUGGUAUUCUUUUUGAAAGCCGAAGAAGUUGAUCCAAACUUCUAUAGUAAAAACCUGCUAAUGCUCGGGAAAACCUACAUGGGCAUGAAAGACAAACAGAAAGCACUGCUCUAUCUAACCAAAGCAAAAGAGUACCCUGCUCACACACUGGAAGACAAAGAGGUCCAUAAAGAGGCUGUUGACCUCUUGAAGAAACUAGGAUGAAGCCGUUAUUACCACUGAGUGGAACAGGAUGCCUUUGGGGACUUUUGGACUCUUAAAAAUAGCAAAAGAAUGCUCCGUUUUAAAAUGGGAUUCUGUUAUUAUUAAUACAAUAGAACCACAGUAUUUGUAAUCAUUCAGCUUUUAGUUAAAUUAAACCAACACCAUGCAACGUUUGAUAUUGCAGACAUAUCGUAGAUAUCGUAGACAGGAUGUACAUGGUCUAUGUAUUAUUUCAUGCCUGAAUUCCUCUUCCACUGAAAGCUAGCUUAGGGGGGAGCACAUGCUGGGCUAAAUGUUUUAAAAUGUGAAUUUUGUCCCAUUUUUUUUUUUAAUUCAGAUUGGUGUUCUGAUGGAGGAAACAUGUGGGACGGUGAAGCAUACAACAGAUAUUAUACUUUGGGAAAAAAAAAAAGGAUUUUAAACUUAGCAGUUUGACUCAAGAAAUGUAACCAAUUUCAUUACCAAAAUGUAACUGGUUUGGCAAAUCAAAUGUCGAUUUUAUUUAAGUUGGCUAUACACAUGCAUAUUUUUUUCAGAUCAAAAAUAAUAAAAUAAAUGUUGGCCACAAAUGCA